GAGGCAAUAUUUCUCAGAAGAGUGGAACUUUCUGGAAUGAGAUAAAAAGGCUGCAAAGCAAACUGUGUCUACAGAUCAGAGGAGUGAGUGGAACUUUCUUCUCAGAGAAUAACUUCAGAAAACCUUCAAAGAAGGAGCUCUUAUUUUCUUGGAGAAGAACUGUACAACUUUCAACCCUGAAAAGGCACCAUGGCUGAAGAACUGGACUACAAUGAUAUCCUACAUAAGCAUUCACAUCUCUUUUGGAGGUAUCCACUGAAGCUGGUCCAUGGAAUCCCCCUGAUGGAACCUAUUGCAGAUCAGUGGGAUCCCAUUGAAAACUUCCAGGCACGACCAGAUGACUUGAUCAUCUCAACUUACCCCAAAGCAGGUACCACAUGGAUGCAAGAAAUUGUUGAUCUGAUACAGAACAGAGAUGAUUUAAAAAAAGCAAAACGGGCACCCACGCACGUCCGGAUCCCAUUUCUAGAAAUCUGCUCUCCAUCUCCUAUACCUUCUGGAGUUGAUAAAUUGGUGACUGCUCCAUCUCCUCGUGUGAUCAAGACCCACCUCCCCUUCCAGCUCAUCCCUAAAACCUUUUGGGAAAAUAACUGCAAAAUGAUCUAUGUUGCUCGCAAUGCCAAGGAUAAUCUGGUCUCCUAUUACUUCUUUGACAAGAUGAACUUGACCCAGCCAGACCCAGGGUCCUGGGAAGAGUACAUUAAGAAAUUCAUGGAAGGCAAAGUUCCCUGGGGAUCUUGGUAUGACCAUGUGCGGCGUUACUGGGAUGAGAAAGAUAAUCAUCGUAUCCUCUAUGUCUUCUAUGAAGACAUGAAAAAAGAUUUAGCUCAUGAAGUCCACCGUGUAAAAGAUUUCCUGGAGAUUGACUUGCCUGAAGACAUUGUGCAGACGAUAGUGCAUGAGGCAACAUUUGAGAUCAUGAAGGACAAUCCCAUGGCAAAUUAUGAAACAGUACCCAGUAUCCUCUUUGACAGGUCAAAAAGCACCUUCAUGAGGAAAGGUACAGUUGGUGACUGGAAGAAUUAUUUUACAGUGGCUCAAAUGGAGGCAUUUGAUGCAGAUUACCAGCAGAAGAUGAAAGGGACAAGUUUACAUUUCCAGGAAGAAUGACAGACUCGGGAAAUGAUCCUCUUUGGGACUUUGUCAAGAAGCAACAUACAGUCCCCUGCACUGCACUGUUGUUGUAAUAAACGAGAUUGCUAUUAAAAAUGAGGAUGCA
This is a messenger RNA of Candoia aspera, 1219 nucleotides long. Its product is annotated as sulfotransferase 1B1-like. Gene Ontology annotation, biological process: sulfation. Gene Ontology annotation, cellular component: cytoplasm. The record is from RefSeq and is a predicted model, not a curated record. The transcript is spliced from 7 exons. Bases 190 to 1110 code for a protein of 306 amino acids. NCBI's taxonomy places the organism in Eukaryota, Metazoa, Chordata, Lepidosauria, Squamata, Candoiidae. Gene Ontology annotation, molecular function: sulfotransferase activity.